Molecule: messenger RNA, 3621 nt
Organism: Rhodotorula graminis WP1
Lineage: Eukaryota; Fungi; Basidiomycota; Microbotryomycetes; Sporidiobolales; Sporidiobolaceae
Exons: 16
Coding region: 1-3621 (1206 amino acids)
Biological process (GO): chromosome organization
Cellular component (GO): chromosome
Molecular function (GO): protein binding; ATP hydrolysis activity; ATP binding
Source: RefSeq, a predicted model, not a curated record
AUGCGGGUCACGGAGCUCAUCCUCGACGGCUUCAAGAGCUACCCAGUACGGACCAGUAUCGCCGGCUGGGACUCGAGCUUCAAUGCCAUCACGGGCCUGAACGGCUCGGGCAAGUCCAACAUCCUCGACUCGAUCUGCUUCGUCCUCGGCAUCACCAACCUCACGACUGUCCGCGCGGCCAACCUCCUCGACCUCAUCUACAAGCGCGGCCAGGCCGGCGUCACCCGAGCGUCCGUCACGAUCGUGUUUGACAACUCGGACAAGGGCCGGGCACCGGUCGGGUUCGAGAACAUGCCCGAGAUCUCGGUUACGCGCCAGAUCUCGGUCAACGGCCAGAGCAAGUACCUCAUCUGCGGGCACCGCUCGACGCAGCAGCAGGUCCAGAACCUGUUCCAGAGCGUCCAGCUCAACAUCAACAACCCCAACUUCCUCAUCAUGCAGGGCAAGAUCACCAAGGUGCUCAACAUGCGCCCGCUCGAGAUCCUCGCCAUGAUCGAGGAGGCGGCCGGCACGUCCAUGUUCGAGGAGAAGAAGGACAAGGCGAUCAAGACCAUGUCGAAGAAGGAGAAGAAGCUCGACGAGAUCCAGUCGCUCCUGCGCGAGGAGAUCACGCCAAAGCUCGACCGCCUGCGCGACGAGAAGCGCACGUUCCUCGAGUUCCAGAAGACGGCGAGCGAGCUCGAGCGCCUGUCCAAGCUCGUCAUCGCGUGGGACUGGACCCAGGACCACGCGCGCGUCGACAAGGCGCGCGAGGCGAUCCGCGAGGGCGAGAAGCGGCGCAACGAGGCCCAGGCCGACAAGGGCCGCAUGGAGGGCGAGAUCAAGAAGAUGGAGCAGAGCGCGAGGGAGAUCGAGAAGGAGCGCGACAAGGAGCUCGCUAAGGGCGGCAAGGUGCAGGGCCUCGAGAAGCAGCUCAACACGCUCGACAUGGAGAUCGCCAAGCUCAAGACGCAGGCCGAGGGCAAGGAGCGCGAGAUCAAGGAGGAGGAGGCCCGCAUCAAGGAGCUUGAGAAGGCGCAGAAGGACCUGACGGCGCAGCGCAAGACUCGCGAGGCGUCGGCGGCCAAGAGCGCCGAGUCGUUCGCCGCGCGCGAGGCCGCCUUCAAGGCCGCCACGACGUCGCUCUCGCAGUCCGAGGACCUCCUCCAGACAAUCGAGUACGGCGCCGGCCUGUCGAAGAACGCCAAGUCGUCCGGCUACGAGGGCCAGCUCGCGGCGGCCAAGGAGCUCGCUGGCUCGCUCGAGACCGAGGGCCAGCUCGCCAAGCACCGCAUCGACUCGCUCCAGAAGGAGCUCAAGGACAAGGAGCCCAAGGCCAAGAAGGCGGCGGCCGAGAGCAAGGGCCUCGUCGCCAAUGUCGAGCGCGCGAGGAAGGACAAGGAGGCGCUCGAGGCGCAGCUGAGGGCGUCCGGGUACGACGAGGCCGAGGAGGCGAGGCUCGACGGCGAGCGUGAGCAGGAGGUGCAGGCUGUCGACGGCUUGCGACAGCGCCGCGAGGCCAAGCGCCGCGAGAUCGUCCGCACCGACUUCCACGCCGACGACCCGUACCCGGGCUUCGACCGCUCGGCCGUGUACGGCACGCUCGCGAGCCUGAUCGACCUGCCCGAGAAGAACGCGGCCGCCGCGACCGCGCUCGAGAUGGCCGCCGGCGGUCGCCUGUACCACGUCGCCGUCCGCGACGACUCGACCGUCGCCGCGUUCGUCGAGGCCAAGACGAUCAAGACCAAGACGAUCCUGCUCCCCGUCAACACGCUCCAGGCGUCGGUGGCCGACAAGCAGCGCGUCGCCGCAGCGCGCAAGCACGGCGCCGAGCUCGCGCUCAACCUCAUCAACUACGACGAGCGCGCGACCCGGGCCAUGCAGUACGCUUUCGGCCACGUCCUCAUCGCGCCGACCAAGGCGAUCGCCAAGCGCUGUACCGACGACCCGGCCGUCCGCAUGCGCUGCGUCACGUACGACGGCGACAUCUACGACACGACGCCCGAGCUGUCUGGUGGCCAGGCGUCGAGCGACAAGGUGCUCGUCAAGGUGCAGGAGCUCAAGCGGCUCGAGCGCGAGUUGGCGGCGCACCGGACCCGGCUCGACGAGAUCGAGCAGAGCCUCGCGCGGUCCAAGGGCGCUGUCGACCUCAAGAAGGCGCUCGACCAGAAGACGCACGCGCUCGCCCUCCUCGAAAAGUCGAUGGCGACGAGCAACGCGACGAGGGUCAUCGGCGAGGUCGAGACGCUCAAGGCGACCGUCGCCGAGUUGCAGAUCAAGAUCGAGGAGUCCAAGACCAAGCACGGCGAGGCGCAGGCCGACGUCAAGCGCAUCGAGCGCGAGAUGAACGAGCUGUCCAAGGACAAGGGCUCCAAGGUCAAGCAGAUCAAGGCCGACAUCGUCAAGAAGAAGGCCGAGGUCGCCAAGCUCGAGGAGCAGGUCGACACGCUCCGCAGCGACGUCCUCACCGACGAGCUCGAGAUCGAGCAGAUGAAGAAGGACGUCGCGUCAGCCGGCGUCGAGCUCGCCGAGGCGCGAGCGCAGAUUGAGAAGGUCCGCAAGUCGCUCGCCGAGGGCCAGCUCGUCAUCGACGAGCGCCAGGUCGAGCUCCAGGCCGUGCAGCGCCGCAUCGCCGACGAGACCAAGAAGCUCAAGGGCUUCAACGACGAGCUCGACUCGCUCAAGGAGGCGAUCAACGGGCGCAAGAGCGACAUUGUCGAGCUCGAGCUCAAGACGGGCCAGCUCGACAAGGAGUUCGACAAGGCCAAGAAGGACGCCAAGGACGCCGCCGACAAGCUCGCCAAGCGCGAGGCCGAGUGCGAGUGGAUCGCCGACGAGUGCCAGACGUUCGGCAAGCCCAACUCGCCGUACAACUUUGCUGGCACCGACAUGCGCGGCGCCAAGGACAAGUGCCGCCAGCUCGAGGAGAACCACCGCACCAUGAAGCGCAAAGUCAACCCCAAGGUCCUGAGCAUGAUCGACAGCGUCGAGAAGAAGGAGCGCGACCUUUUGGCGAUGCACAAGCAGGUCCUCAAGGACAAGGUCAAGAUCGAGGAGACGGUCGCCGUCCUCGACGAGCACAAGCGCGAGACGCUCGAGAAGACGUGGGACAAGGUCAACGCCGAGUUUGGCAACAUCUUCGCCGAGCUCCUCCCCGGCAACUUCUGCAAGCUCCAGACACUCGACGGCAAGGAGAUCACGCAGGGCCUCGAGGUCAAGGUCCGCCUCGGCACCGUGUGGAAGUCGAGCUUGACCGAGCUGUCCGGCGGGCAGCGCUCCCUCAUCGCCCUGUCCCUCAUCAUGUCCCUCUUGCGCUUCAAGCCAGCGCCAAUGUACAUCCUCGACGAGAUCGACGCCGCGCUCGACCUGUCUCACACCGAAAACAUUGGCCGCCUGUUCCGCACGCGCUUCAAGGGCAGCCAGUUCAUCGUCGUCUCGCUCAAGGACGGCCUGUUUUCGAACGCGAACGUUCUGUUUCGGGCCCGCUUCCGCGACGGCACGUCCAUCGUCGAGCGCACGAGCCAACGUACCUCGUCGGCGCUGUACGACAAGGAGAACCGGGCCGGCGGGCGGUCGAGCGCAGGUGGACGGCCGAGCAAGGGAGCAGCAGCACGAGGGUCGCUCGUCGAGGUUGAAGGUUGA